Molecule: messenger RNA, 1611 nt
Organism: Penicillium soppii
Lineage: Eukaryota; Fungi; Ascomycota; Eurotiomycetes; Eurotiales; Aspergillaceae
Product: MDR family MFS transporter
Exons: 3
Coding region: 1-1611 (536 amino acids)
Biological process (GO): transmembrane transport
Molecular function (GO): transmembrane transporter activity
Source: RefSeq, a predicted model, not a curated record
AUGGAAAUCCAAGAACCACCGCCCACAGGGCGAGGCAAACUCCGCGUCGUUGCCAUCAUGGUAGCACUUUCAUUGUCGAUGUUCAUUGCAGCAUUAGAUCAAACAAUCAUGGCUACAGCAAUCCCGUCUAUAGCGGCGUAUUUCCAUUCCGCAGCCGGAUAUACCUGGAUCGGAGGUGCAUAUCUUCUUGCUAAUGCAGCGAGCGCCUGUAUUUGGGCCAAACUUUCAGAUAUCUGGGGUCGCAAGCCGAUUUUGCUGUUGGCUGUUGGCUGGUUUUUCGUUAGCUCGAUCGUCUGUGCUACGGCUACCAGUAUGGAGGCUUUGAUCAUUGGGAGGUCAUUCCAGGGUGUUGCCGGUGGUGGUUUGCUGCAGCUUGUUACGAUUAUCAUCUCUGAUUUGUUCAGUGUCAGACAUCGCAGUUUGUAUCUUGGCCUUAUGGAGGUUAUGUGGGCUUUUGCUGGUGGAGUUGGCCCAUUGCUUGGAGGUGCGUUCUCGCAAUAUGUGACUUGGAGAUGGACCUUUUGGAUCAAUUUGCCCAUCUGUGGUAUCACGUUCGUUUUGUUGUUCUUCUUUUUGGAUGUGCAUAAUCCCAAGACGAAGAUGAUGGACGGGUUCCGGGCGAUCGAUUGGUUCGGCAGUCUUUCUGUCCUCGGACUCACGCUCAUGCUAUUGCUUGGAUUGGACUUUGGUGGUGAGACAUUCGCCUGGAAGUCUCCGCAGGUGAUAUGCCUGAUUAUCUUUGGGGCUUUGUGUUCAUUGCUGUUCAUUUACAGCGAGAAGAAACUGGCCAAGUACCCAUUGAUGCCUCUGGACAUCUUCGCUCGAUUUUCAAACAUUGCUACUCUUUUGGUGGCUUUUGCACAUGGGUUUGUCUUCAUUGCCGGGGAAUAUUACAUGCCCCUCUAUCUGCAAUCUGUCAAAGGCUCAUCCCCAAUGCGCUCGGGAGUGCUAAUCCUUCCGCUCGUGGUGAUGGAAGCAUUCUCCGGAAUGUUGACUGGAGCAAUCAUCCACCGCACAGGCCGCUAUCUCGAACUCAUCUGGGCCGGCUUUGUUUUGAUGACAGUCGGAAAUGGCCUAUACAUCAACCUCGACGUCGACUCAUCGAUUGGCAAGAUUGUCGGCUACCAAAUUCUCGGCGGUUUGGGCGCCGGCUUCCUCUUCCAAACGCCAAUCAUCGCCAUUCAGGCCAUGGUCUCCCAAGCAGACACCGCCACUGCCACAGCAACCCUUGGCUUCAUUCGUAACAUGGCGACUGCAUUUUCGAUUGUUGUUGGGGGUGUCGUAUUCCAGAACAGCAUGGGUGAAAAGCAGGCUAGCUUACUGGCUUCCGGUAUGUCUGCAAGCAUGGCGGCUCAGAUGUCUGGCGAUUCUGCUGCUGCUAGUAUCGAGUCGAUUAAGAAUAUUACCGACCCCGCGCAGGUGCGUGCGGUGAGGGAGGCCUUUGCUUGGAGUUUGAGGAACAUGUGGAUUCUUUACACGUGCAUGUCUGCUGUUGGAAUUAUUUUCUCGGCUUUCAUUUUGAAGGCUAAGUUGAACAAGGAGCACGUAGAGACCAAGACGGGGUUGAACGUGGAGAAGACGCCUAUUGUUGAGAAUUUGCAGGCCGCAUAA